This is a messenger RNA of Mucor mucedo, 1348 nucleotides long. RefSeq lists its product as uncharacterized. NCBI's taxonomy places the organism in Eukaryota, Fungi, Mucoromycota, Mucoromycetes, Mucorales, Mucoraceae. The coding region runs from base 1 to 921 and encodes 306 amino acids. The transcript has 5 exons. The record is from RefSeq and is a predicted model, not a curated record.
AUGCAGACGGUGUUUUCAACAAACAUUCGCGUAAAUACUAGACAUUACAGAGCUGACAUGGCGAGUGAGAGAUCGAAAGGACACCGUGAAACCGCUAAGAUUUGGUUACGAAAGUAUGUGUGUGAGCAAAUCGUUGUUUCGUCAUCUACCACAUCUUUGAAAGUCACUGAUAAUCACAAAGAGCCGCCCUUGAGAACUUGUAGUAGCCCAUUAUCUCCAUUAUUAAGAUCAGACUUGCCUCUUGAUAUCAAGCAGGAGUUUUUGGAUCGCAUUCGUGAUGCAACUAUUUCUGCAUUUCAUGUCGUCUGCAUGCGAUUUAUUAUUUUGACGUAUAAGAUUUAUCAUUCGCAAGUACAGCCAAGCAGCAUUUCCGCUACAAGGCCUAUCUCACAAAUCUGUCGAAAACUAGAGGUCAGAGACUGGAAAGAUCAAAGAUAUACGAUGCUUGUUCAAGAGCCACAAAUGUAUACUGGUCCUUUGGCUUCUGAUAUAUUGACAAAAGUAUAUCAUGUAGAAUGUUCAGAAAUCUGUCUUCCUCCUCCGUUAGAUCAUAGUUUAUUUUCAAGCACGUCAAGCUCUCGUCAGCUCCUGCAACUUUUCAAUUUCGAAACAGAAACUAGGAUAAAUAAUCGGUUAUCGUAUAAUUUUUGGAACUGGGCUGAAAGUUCUAAUCCACUUCCUGCUUUCGGGCGUGUUGAAACAGGCGGGCGGCUUCCCAUUGGAUCAGCAAAUACGAAUACCAGUGGAUCAGCAAAUAUGAAACGAGUGCAUCAGCAAGUACAAAACGAGCGCAUCAGCAAGAACGAAACGAGCGCAUCAGCAAGUACGAAACGAGCGCAUCAGCAUUUACGAUUACGAGUGGAUCAGCAAUUUUCAACUAAUGGGCAGUUUCUCCAGUGUGACAGCAUCGGGAAGUGUUGAAUGAUUAGACUUUUGGCCCUAUUUAAUUUUUAAAUUUAAUGAAAAUGAAAAGCAAAUAAUACUGUGACCUUUCUUUAUAUAUAUAUAUAUAUAUACUCAUGCAUGAGUUGUCUGCAAAAAAAAAAAAACAAUUAUUUUCUUGUUUUCUAACUGUAAAUGUCUUUCUGAUGGGACUGACUCAUUUGAUAAAAAGCUUUUUAUGAAAAGACAAAAAGUCUCACUUGUGCCCCUUGCAUUUGGCUUAUUUUCUGACAUGGACUGCACAAGAAUUCCUUCAAUUACAUUAAGCAACUAUGUAACGCUAUCAACUACCCUCACAAGAAACGGUUGAGAAUAAAGCGAUUUGCUUAAAGAAAGUCUUGAGAAAACUAACUACAAACACAUUUGUACUUUGACCACUUUCAUUUUUGUGGUGUAUAUAAGAGAG